This is a messenger RNA of Helianthus annuus (common sunflower), 1822 nucleotides long. RefSeq names its product ammonium transporter 1 member 2. NCBI's taxonomy places the organism in Eukaryota, Viridiplantae, Streptophyta, Magnoliopsida, Asterales, Asteraceae. The coding region runs from base 100 to 1611 and encodes 503 amino acids. The record is from RefSeq and is a predicted model, not a curated record. Gene Ontology annotation, molecular function: ammonium channel activity. Gene Ontology annotation, cellular component: membrane. Gene Ontology annotation, biological process: ammonium homeostasis; ammonium transmembrane transport. The transcript is spliced from 2 exons.
GGGUCAUGAAAAACCGUUGACUUGGAAUCAAGACUCACUAUAAAAUCACUAUCUCAAUAACCAUUUUCGUUCGAUCAACCACCCUAAUCCUCCUUCACGAUGGCAUCCUUCCCUACUUGCUCCGCCGAUGAGCUAACCCCUCUCCUCGGCCUCGCGGCCAACGCCACCGCCGCAGCCGACUACAUAUGCACCCGCUUCACCGCCACCUCAGACAAAUUCACCAACACAACAUACGCCAUAGACAACACCUACCUCCUCUUCUCGGCCUACCUCGUGUUCGCCAUGCAACUCGGGUUCGCCAUGCUUUGCGCUGGGUCGGUCCGAGCCAAAAACACGAUGAACAUCAUGCUCACCAACGUGUUGGACGCUGCGGCUGGAGGUAUUUCGUACUACAUAUUCGGGUUUGCUUUCGCCUUUGGUGGACCGUCCAACGGAUUUAUCGGGAAACAUUACUUCGGGUUGAAAUCGAUCCCUUCGUCGAGUUACGACUAUAGUUUCUUCCUGUACCAGUGGGCAUUUGCUAUAGCAGCUGCUGGGAUCACCAGUGGUUCCAUUGCUGAGAGAACUCAGUUUGUGGCUUACCUUAUUUACUCUUCCUUCUUGACAGGUUUUGUGUAUCCUAUAGUGUCACACUGGGUGUGGUCCAGUGAUGGUUGGGCCAGUGCCUCAAGAACAAGCGGUAGCCUCCUAUUUGAUUCAGGAGCCAUCGAUUUCGCUGGAUCGGGUGUGGUCCACAUGGUGGGUGGGAUCGCCGGUCUAUGGGGUGCGCUAAUCGAAGGUCCAAGAAUCGGACGGUUCGAUCGCACUGGGCGAUCCGUGGCCUUACGAGGCCAUAGUGCGUCCCUUGUGGUUUUGGGUACAUUCCUUCUAUGGUUCGGUUGGUAUGGUUUCAACCCCGGUUCAUUUCUAACAAUCUCAAAAUCCUACAACACUUCAGACGCUUUUUAUGGCCAAUGGAGUGCGGUUGGAAGAACCGCGGUCACCACCACACUAGCCGGAUGCACUGCCGCGCUAACCACAUUGUUUAGCAAGCGACUACUAGUCGGUCACUGGAAUGUGACCGACGUUUGUAAUGGCUUGCUAGGUGGUUUUGCCGCCAUUACAUCUGGUUGCGCAGUGGUGGAGCCAUGGGCCGCAAUUGUUUGUGGCUUUGUUGCAUCCUGGGUUCUAAUAGGAUGUAACAAACUCGCGGAAAAGUUGAAGUUUGACGACCCACUAGAGGCCGCGCAGUUACACGGAGGGUGUGGGGCAUGGGGCCUAUUGUUUACCGGUUUGUUUGCUAAGAAACGCUAUGUUCACGAGGUGUACGCAACCGGGCGGCCUUACGGGCUGUUCAUGGGCGGUGGCGGAAAGUUGCUAGCAGCUCAGAUCAUCCAAAUACUAGUGAUCUUUGGAUGGGUGAGUGCCACCAUGGGUCCACUUUUCUACAUUUUGAAGAAACUCAAGUUGUUGCGGGUGUCGAAAGAAGAUGAACUACAAGGAAUGGAUAUGACCCGACAUGGCGGGUUCGCGUAUAUAUAUCAAGACGAAGAUAGUAGUUCGCACCCGCCACCCGGGUUUACAAUGAGAAAGAUUGAACCAUCAAGUGCAACUCCAUCACCAAUUGUGUAGCUUGUGUAAAUUGCAACUGUGGAAAAAAAAAAUCGGAAUAUUGAUGAUGUGUUUGAAUAUAAAUAUUCCUUUGUUAGACUUGUAAUGUUGUCUUGUUUUCGUUUUGCUUUAGUAUUCAGAUUUCUCAUAUUAUUUGUGAAUAAACGUGACAAAAAUGAGUUUACUUCGUUACAUGUUUUGGUAUUAAAAUUUCUCAUUAAUUGUGUGAAAA